Messenger RNA from Columba livia (rock pigeon), 2410 nucleotides. RefSeq names its product gap junction protein beta 7 (gene GJB7). Gene Ontology annotation, cellular component: connexin complex. The record is from RefSeq and is a predicted model, not a curated record. Lineage: Eukaryota; Metazoa; Chordata; Aves; Columbiformes; Columbidae. Gene Ontology annotation, molecular function: gap junction channel activity. Gene Ontology annotation, biological process: cell-cell signaling.
UGGAAAUCACCCUCUGUUGGCACUCUUGCUGUUGAACAAGAAACAAAGGCCUUGCAAGCAUUUCCUUCUUUCCUUGAGAAGAAAAAUGAGCUGGGGAUUCCUGUGUGAUCUUCUGAGUGGAGUGAAUAAAUAUUCAACAGGGAUUGGAAGAAUUUGGGUAGCAGUUGUGUUUAUACUCCGCCUACUGGUUUAUGUUGUGGCAGCAGAAAACAUCUGGAAAUAUGAACACGAUGAAUUUGAAUGCAAUAUCAAGCAACCUGGUUGUGAAAAUGUCUGCUUUGACCAUUUUUUCCCUGUCUCCCACAUCAGACUUUGGGCUUUGCAAUUAAUCAUGGUCUCCACACCUUCGCUCUUGGUGGUUUUUCAUGUUGCUUACCGAGAGAACAGAGAGAAACAUCACAACCGGAGACUUUACAAAAGUCCAGGAGAGAUAGAUGGUGGAUUGCUGUGCACGUACCUUAUCAGCCUUGUUUUAAAAACAGGAUUUGAAAUAGUUUUUCUUGUCCUGUUUUAUAAACUGUACAAUGGAUUCAAAGUACCACGUCUUGUGAAAUGUGACAUAAGACCAUGUUCCAACACUGUAGACUGCUAUAUUUCCAAACCCACAGAGAAGAUGAUUUUCCUCUAUUUCCUGGUGGCAACUUCAUGCCUGUGCAUUGUACUGAAUCUAAGUGAAUUGAGUUAUCUCAUUUUUAAAUACUCCACAAAAUGUUAUCUGAAGAGGUAUAUCAAGAGAUGUCAAGGCUCAAAAGCGAUUGCCACAAAUCAGAACUCAUGGGUCACAACAGACCAGCAGCUGCAGGACGGUUCCACAACAGCUUCUCGCCUGUGCCUCCGAGUAUACAAACUGAAUGUGAAAAAAGGUUCUCUGUUGACUUGAAAGAAGGCUAGAGACCAUUACACAAGCUGUAUUUGAUUAAUUGCUCUUCCAAUCAGUGCUUUACAGAACUGAAAGGACAAUUAUGUUGGAAAUACUUUUUCUCUGUUAGUUCCUCCUUACUUGAGCACAUAAAUUCGGUUCCAUUACAUAUGUCAUACAUAAAAUAAUCUAGAUCUUUUAAUGGUGAAACAAGAGGUGUAGAAGCCUGAAAAUUCUAUGAAGGUUUCAUAUAAACACUGAUGCUUUUGCUAAAUCACAUUGAAACAAUUGCUCAAACAGAUGUAUUUUGAAUAUUACACAGAUUUGAUUUGGUACAAUCAAAAAGCGUUUUUUUAUAUGCAGAGUUGGAAGAACCUGGGACUGAUUGAGAUGCUGAUCAGGAAGGGGCCGUACAGAUUUUGUCUGGUGGGUGGAUGUGAUAGCUGUUGAAAUAGCGAUUGGCAAGCACUGGCAGACUGGCUGUGGUGUACUGAAAACAGCUUGAUGGUCACCAGCACAUUCCAACAGCUUAUCGUAAAACAUCUCAAAAAAAGAAAAAAUAAGAGAUAGACACAUCUAGUUAAGCCCAGGGUGAUAAAGACAGACCUAGUUAUUUAUCUAUUUGCAGGGCAUCUCUCCUGGAGGCAUUUGAGCCCUUCACAGUUUUGAGAGAACACAGCCUGUGAGAGAAGGUGCUUGCUCAAACUUGUAUACCAGAGUUAACUCCUGGUCACCUGCACUGAGCAGCACCUGAGUCAUUAGAAUUUUCUCCUGUUCCAUGGUUGUGGUAUUUAAGGGAAAAGAUCAUUCCCAAUUCCCUCGGAUCCCAGUAAUGUAGACUGCACAACAGGGCAAAACAUUAGCCAGUAGUGCUAGUAUUCAGUAGCCCAGAAUCUGGUCCCUUUAUUAAGGCUGAAAAUACUGCGACUCCUUCAGCAGAUUUCCCUGCCAUGGAAUACCACAUGAAAUAUAAAAAUACAAAAAGCCUCCAGGAGAAACAAAGUAAAAAAGAAUCACCCAUCCCCGUCCCUCAGAUUUCAGGGUAUCUCUUAGACACGUUGCAUCUCUGCUCUUUGUUAUGUGUGGGGCUUGGGCUAGCAAGAAAUGGACAAAAAUUAGCUAAAACGUAUUUUCUUUUGAAUCUAGACUUCUCUGAGACGAUGGGAAUUGUCUAAAAAGACUUAUUUCAGGGUAGUGUUCUCUUUACAUUGCUGGGAUGAAAGACCUUCAGACAUACAUCAAUACUGAGCCUGAUCAAAACACACCCUUCAGGGAAACACACCACCUGCAAUAAGUGGAGCUGCCUGAACGUUGAAAGGAUUUUAUUGUUCAUGUCACCAUGAAGAGGAAGAAACAGUAGCAAAAGCAUGUUAACUAUUACUGCUCCUUGAAUGUUGAAGCUAUUUCAUUGCUUGUGCCAGGAUAAGGAGAAGGAAAUGGUAGGAAAGGCACAUUAACUAUUUUUCCACCCCCAAGCCCCCUAGCUUUGGUUACAAAGUAUUGCUUUUUUAAGUAUGGGGGUAGCAGGUACAGAAUAAACCAUGUGCUUUU